GAGAAAAGAGGUACCACCACCGAACCAAGGCAAGAUUUACCUUUACCGUCUCUUUGAAUCUUCAGCCACGAUCAAACCUUCUCCUUCAAGUGAAAUAUCUAAAGAAAACAAAAACCAAAAGUCUUGUUUUCACACUAUUUAUUUUUUCGCUACUUCCACUCCAGUCCUUGUCCUAUCACUUUCACUUUCCCAGUAGCACAUACAUCAUCACCCCAUCCCAAACACCUCUCAAGUUUCCCAUCUUCUCUCACUCCACUCCCAAGAUUCCCUCUUGCCCUUCUUUCCACCCACCUGAUCCCCUCUUUUUAACUCAUCAAAUCCGUCGAGAAAAUGAGCAAACCACACAGACCACCUUCCGGGCGCACAAAUCUUGCUUCGUGCAUAGUGGCUACAAUCUUCUUAAUCUUCCUUGUUAUCAUAAUCCUUAUUGUCUUCUUCACUGUUUUCAAGCCUAAAGAUCCUAAAAUCUCUGUUAACUCUGUUCAACUCCCAUCAUUUUCUGUCUCUAACAACACUGUUAACUUCACUUUCUCUCAAUAUGUCUCCGUCAAGAACCCAAAUAGAGCUGUUUUUUCUCACUUUGAUAGCACCCUUCAGCUUCUUUACUCGGGUUCUCAAAUCGGGUUCAUGUUCAUACCUGCUGGUAAGAUUGAUGCGGGUCGAACCCAGUACAUGGCCGCUACCUUUUCUGUUGAGUCUUUCCCUUUAUCUGCUUCGCCGGAUGCAGCGGUCAAUGUGGGACCCGCGUUCAAUGACGGUGGGUUUGGCGGUGGUGGACAAACCGGUUUUAAUAACGGGUAUCGGGUCGGGCCUACGAUGGAGAUAGAGUCAAGAAUUCAAAUGGCGGGUCGGGUUCGCGUCUUGCAUUUUUUUACCCAUCAUUUGGAGACUAAAGUUGGAUGCAGGGUUGUCAUUGCUGUGAGUGAUGGAUCUGUUUUAGGGUUUCAUUGCUAGAAUUAAUGAUAAUUCUUUUUUGGUAUUUUUAUAUUUAGAUUUUAAAGUGUAGCUUUUUUUUUAAUUGUAGUAUUUUGGGUGUUUGAAUUUGUAGUAUGAGGACUAAUAUGUUGAAGGGAAGUGUAAAAAUCUGAUUUUUUUCA
This is a messenger RNA of Populus nigra (black poplar), 1097 nucleotides long. RefSeq lists its product as uncharacterized. The record is from RefSeq and is a predicted model, not a curated record. The transcript has a single exon. The coding region runs from base 331 to 954 and encodes 207 amino acids. NCBI's taxonomy places the organism in Eukaryota, Viridiplantae, Streptophyta, Magnoliopsida, Malpighiales, Salicaceae.